CGACCGUCAGCAGCAACAACUACUACAACCGGAGCCGGCCGCUUCACUCUCCCUGUCUCACUCUCGGGUGGAUGGAACAAAACACAUUUCAGCCACAGGAAAACUAGUGCUGUAAUAGAAGUGACAACUUCACCGAUUCAGAAGAAGUGAUUUAAAACAAAGCUGGGCCAUGGCGACAAUAGGAGAUUUCGACCCACUCAACUCCACCGUACCUGCGACAAAGAUUGAAAUCACCGUGUCCUGCAGAAAUCUGUUAGACAUGGACACCUUCUCUAAGUCAGAUCCAGUGGUGGUGUUGUACGUGCAAGGCCUAGGCACCAAGGAGUGGAGAGAGUUUGGUCGGACAGAAGUGAUCGACAACACGUUGAACCCCGACUUUGUGAGGAAGUUUGUUCUUGAUUUCUUCUUUGAAGAGAAGCAGAACCUUCGCUUUGAUGUGUACAAUGUGGAUACCAGGAGCUCCAACCUCUCGAAACAUGACUUCCUAGGCCAGAUGUUCUGUACAUUGGGGGAGAUCAUCGGCUCGACUGGCAGCAGGCUGGAAAGGACUCUCUCUGGGAUUCCUGGGAAGAAGUGUGGAACCAUCAUUUUCACAGCCGAGGAGCUCAGUAACUGCCGGGACAUAGCCACCAUGCAGCUCUGUGCCAACAAGCUGGAUAAAAAGGAUUUCUUUGGCAAGUCUGACCCUUUCCUUGUCUUCUACCGGAGCAAUGAGGAUGGGACGUUCACCAUCUGCCACAAGACUGAGGUGAUCAAGAACAAUCUGAACCCCGUUUGGCAGCCAUUUACCAUCCCUGUUAGAGCACUCUGUAAUGGAGACUAUGACAGGACGGUCAAGGUGGAUGUAUACGACUGGGACAGAGAUGGGAGUCAUGACUUUAUCGGAGAGUUCACCACCAGCUACAGAGAACUUUCCAGAGGCCAAAGUCAGUUCAAUGUCUAUGAGGUUUUGAAUCCUAAAAAGAAAGGCAAGAAGAAGAAAUACGUCAAUUCAGGGACAGUGACUCUGCUGUCUUUUAAAGUGGAGUCAGAAUGCACAUUUGUCGACUUCAUCAGAGGAGGGACACAACUCAAUUUCACUGUGGCCAUAGACUUCACAGCAUCUAACGGUAACCCAUCCCAGCCCACCUCACUGCACUACAUGAGUCCGUACCAGAUGAAUGCAUACGCCAUGGCUCUAAAGGCUGUGGGGGAGAUUAUCCAGGACUAUGACAGUGACAAACUCUUCCCAGCAUACGGCUUUGGGGCUAAACUUCCCCCAGAUGGCAAGAUCUCCCACGCCUUCCCACUGAACUCAAAUACAGAAAAUCCAAACUGUGUGGGCAUCGAGGGUGUACUAGAGGCUUACUUCCAGAGCCUGCGAACUGUUCAGCUGUACGGCCCAACCAACUUCGCUCCUGUCAUCAACCAGGUGGCUCGGUGUGCUGCAGAAGUGACUGAUGGCUCCCAGUACUUUGUACUGCUGAUGAUCACAGACGGCGUCAUCUCAGACAUGGCUCAGACCAAAGAGGCUGUGGUCAACGCAGCCUCCCUGCCCAUGUCUAUCAUCAUAGUGGGAGUGGGCCCUGCUGAGUUUGAUGCUAUGGAAGAGCUGGAUGGAGAUGAGGUCAGAGUGUCCUCCAGGGGACGCUUUGCUGAGAGAGACAUCGUCCAGUUUGUUCCUUUCCGGGACUACAUCGACCGUUCAGGGAACCAGGUCCUGAGCAUGGCCCGACUGGCUAAAGACGUCCUGGCGGAGAUCCCUGACCAGCUGCUAUCCUUCAUGAAGAGCCGUGGCAUUGAACCCCGGCCCCCUCUGCCUGCCACUUCUGACUCCCCCUCAAUGUCCACCACCACCACCACCACUCUGGCCCCCAAGGAACGCAACAUGCACGCCUGAGAUGAGAGCAGCGAGCAGAGCAGUAUAGUUGUCAGAGCUUUGAGCAAAAGGAGAUGUGCGUUUGUGUGUGUGUGUGUGUGUGAGAUUCCUGCAUGGUUUCAGGGUUGGUUUACAGGAACCGAAUCAGAUUCGGAUUUUCACAGUAAAUUGAUGGGGACACCCACCAGAAGAGAAUACAUUAAUUUACGUUGCGUUGGUGGGGAGGAUUCCUCCAACAAGAUCUGGACUGGAAAUGUAAAAAAAAAAGCACUUUUGAUCCUUUUAACAUUUCUGGUUCUGGCUUUUGUAAACACCUAUCAUGAUGCACCCUCUGCAGGUG
Epinephelus moara (kelp grouper) is the source of this 2198-nucleotide messenger RNA. Its product is annotated as copine-9-like. NCBI's taxonomy places the organism in Eukaryota, Metazoa, Chordata, Actinopteri, Perciformes, Serranidae. The transcript has 20 exons. Gene Ontology annotation, cellular component: plasma membrane. Gene Ontology annotation, biological process: cellular response to calcium ion. Gene Ontology annotation, molecular function: calcium-dependent phospholipid binding. The record is from RefSeq and is a predicted model, not a curated record. Bases 170 to 1879 code for a protein of 569 amino acids.